AUGGCACCCAUCGCCGAUGCGCCGAGCCCAGAGGUCUUUGGCAUAGCCCGACGAACCCGACGAACCCUAGGAAUAGCCCUUUUGCUAGUCGUGGUUUUCUUAUGGACAGCAUCAAAUUUCCUCGGAAGCACGAUCUUUGCCGAUAAGACAUAUGCCAAGCCCUUCUUCGUGACCUACCUUAACACCUCGCUGUUCACAAUGCCCCUCGUUACCAUCCUGAUCAGUCGCACAUGGAGCCUCUGGCGCACCAAUCGUAUCUCCCGCGUGGACUCCCUCCGGAGCCUGCUGCAUCAUUUGGACUCAGAUGAUCCAAAACAUAGCGAGGAGCGCGAUUAUCUGCGUAACGGGUCCUUGGAGGACUAUGAAUCUGGUGGUGAUGAGCGGGACCUGGGACCGCAGGCGGGUGAAGGAAAGCUGGGGUUAAAGGCGACGGCUAAGCUGAGUUUCCAGUUCUGUUUACUUUGGGUAUAUAUCCUGCAUGUCCGGGCGAACUACUUUGCUAUGGGGUGUCUGCAGUACACGACUGUGGGAAGCACGACCAUCUUAACAUCCACUAGCGGAGUCUGGACCCUCGUCUUCGGUGCCAUCAUUGGCGUCGAGAGAUUUACAGUCCGCAAAUUCCUCGGCGUAGUCGCAUCCUUGAUCGGUAUCAUCCUGAUCUCGCGCGUGGACCUCACAAAACCAGAGGAUGCCAAUACCACCGCAGAUGGCAGCCAAGGCUCGUUCCUGCACAAGACGACUGCGGAGAUCGCGCUUGGAGACGCCAUGGCUGCAUUCAGCUCAAUCUUGUACGGCAUCUACACGAUCGUCAUGAAGAAGCAGGUUGGCGACGAGUCGAAGGUCAAUAUGCAAUUAUUCUUCGGUCUCGUCGGCUUCUUCAACCUCGUAAUGCUAUGGCCUGGGUUCUUCAUUCUGCACUGGACGGGCGUGGAACCAUUCUCGCUUCCGGAUACGAAGCGGGUCUGGACGAUUAUUCUGGUGAAUGCCGUUUCUUCAUUCGUCUCUGAUAUAGCAUGGGCGUACGCCAUGCUCCUCACGACUCCUCUCGUCGUGACCGUCGGCCUCAGUCUGAACAUCCCAUUGUCUUUGGUCGGCCAAAUUGUGCUUCAAUCACAAUAUGCCAGUCCACUCUAUUGGGUCGGUGCUGCUAUUGUAUUCCUGUCCUUCUUGAUUGUCAACCACGAAAGCAAGAUAGAGGACGAAAAUUCGGCUGAGAUAGUCCCGACCGUCCUCUGGUGA
Messenger RNA from Penicillium maclennaniae, 1239 nucleotides. RefSeq names its product DMT family transporter. Lineage: Eukaryota; Fungi; Ascomycota; Eurotiomycetes; Eurotiales; Aspergillaceae. The transcript is spliced from 4 exons. Bases 1 to 1239 code for a protein of 412 amino acids. The record is from RefSeq and is a predicted model, not a curated record. Gene Ontology annotation, cellular component: membrane. Gene Ontology annotation, biological process: regulation of peptide transport.